This is a messenger RNA of Ylistrum balloti, 2001 nucleotides long. RefSeq lists its product as uncharacterized. Lineage: Eukaryota; Metazoa; Mollusca; Bivalvia; Pectinida; Pectinidae. Bases 1 to 2001 code for a protein of 666 amino acids. The transcript has 13 exons. The record is from RefSeq and is a predicted model, not a curated record.
AUGAAGUCUAAUGCAUUUCACAGGCGUACAGAUAGGCCUAAAUAUGAAAUAAUUUUACAGAGCAUUCAUAUAUCAGUUGAUGAAUACAUCCAUUAUGCUGGAGAACCAAAACGUCAAGGGAAUGACUGGUCGCAAUUGUUUACCGAAUGGCUACCAUUCAGACCCCAUGUCUGCCCUUCUGUGGACCCAGGCUCAAACGAACAGUAUACUAUGGUUCAGACCCACAAAAUGCAUUGUAGGUCUUCUGUACAAAGAAUUUGCUAUCAUUAUCACCAAGACCACAAGACCAGGAGAGGCGGAUUUCACCUGUCUACCAUCUACAACGGACAUUGCUCUGGUAAUAUCACGACAUGUUCUAACUUCGAAUGUAAGCGGUCCUGUGUGGACGGAUAUCAUCGUGAUUCUAACGGCAAGUGUGUCAAUACAGUCGCACUGACGUGUUUCAAUGGUGGAUCACUUAAUCUUAACUUGACCAAAUGUGUUUGUCCUGCCAACUUCACUGGCGACCAGUGUGAUAUCCCAAUCUGCAGUCCAAGCUGUAAGAACGGAGGAGUGUGUUCCCUGCCUCCAAAUUCUAGGUGUCACUGCCCAGACUACCUUACCGGAACCAGAUGUGAAAUACCUUUGUGUGGCACAGGCUGCCGGAAUGGGGGAGAGUGUGUCUUCACAGGGAUCACCUCUCAAUGUGUCUGUCGUCCCGACUUCACCGGGCAUCGCUGUGAAAGCUACAAUGACUACCUGCAAGAAUGUGCUGCUAGUGACGAAGUUGAUAAUAGCACCAUAUGUUUCACCGACGAGCAAUGUGGUGGCCUGGGAUACUGUUGUAGUUUGUCCCCCAGGUCAUAUUACGGACAUUGCUCUAUGCCCGAGAACAACAUCACAUGUAUUCACUCGGAUGGAGCGGUGGUGGCCAAAAAUGACAUCUAUAACAGUGUGCGCGACUGCGAAGUGUGUGUAUGCAGCGCCCCGGUGAACACUUCAGCCGAACAUGGAGAUAUCCAAUGUACAUCCAGCGGCUGUUCUGGUGAUUUCUUGUCCAAUUCUAUAUGUUGUCCAAACACAACAGACAACAAGCCUUGCCCACCACCUGUCAUCAAAGGUUGUCCUGAUAAAGAUGAGAUCCUACCCGUGGUGGUGUCGUCACACUACAACAAUGCUCUUCUCGUCAACAAUUUCGAUGCACAUAAUUGCCUGGGGGACUUUUUACAUGUCAAACUGGACAGAGUCUACUUUUCAGCUUGUGAAUGUAGCACCCCGAGUACUUACACUGUAACAGCAACGUCUGAGAGGGACUUCAACAACAGACAGGGGACUUGUGACUUCCGAGUUGUUGUUAAAGAUAUUACACCCCCGAUUUUCAUUUCGUGUCCUGCUGAUAUCUACAUCCGCCAAGGGGAGACGGUGAGCUGGAACAAACCGAAAGCAGCGGACAAUGUCGGGAUUAAACAGUUGAAUCUCUAUAAUUCUAACAUAAAAAACAACAGCAUGGAUGUCGGUCCAGGGGUGUAUUUCCUCCAUUACACAGCCAUUGACUGGCAAGAUAAUAUGGCCUUCUGUCGCUUUAAGGUUAAUGUCUACAAAAACGAUGAUUCUAAAUACCCUCUUGAACUUAAAGAAAGGAAGACAUCCGUAUCCCCUGUGAUCAUAGGUGGCACUGUUGCUGGAGUACUUUGUGUUACUCUGAUUGCUCUCGUGAUCGCCUUGGUAAGAGUUUGGCAUAUUCGAAAAAAGCGUCUUCAAGAUGUUCAGCGACGACAGCAACAACUCCAGCCUGUCGACAUAUUUAGUAUCUAUACUAACGAUCCUCCACCAUAUGAAGUUGCUGCCAAGCACAAACUCCCUGAAUACAGCGCUUCAGACAAUCCUCCUACAUAUGAUGACGUCACCAAAGAAGCUUACGAUAACCCAUCAUACGCUUCAACAGAAGAAAUCGCUAGUACGUCAGAAGGCAUGCGCAGUGAAAUGAGAAGUACGGGAAGCAAACGUGUAACGGUCGUGUGA